Messenger RNA from Ilyonectria robusta, 1186 nucleotides. Its product is annotated as nucleoside phosphorylase domain-containing protein. Lineage: Eukaryota; Fungi; Ascomycota; Sordariomycetes; Hypocreales; Nectriaceae. The record is from RefSeq and is a predicted model, not a curated record. The transcript has a single exon. The coding region runs from base 138 to 1142 and encodes 334 amino acids. Gene Ontology annotation, biological process: nucleoside metabolic process. Gene Ontology annotation, molecular function: catalytic activity.
GCACGAAGCUGACGGCAAAGAAGAUCAGGCAUCUUGCUCUCUCUAAAAUCCUUACCAUACAACUGUAUUUACCUUGUUAGCCUGGCAAUCCCGUUGGUGACGGAUUGUCUGCUCUCUACGGCUCCGACUCUUUGGUGAUGUCGAACCCCAAAGACUAUACCGUUGGAUGGAUCUGUGCCAUCAGCACCGAGCGCGUUGCCGCAGAGGCAUUUCUCGACGAAAAGCACGACGGACCUGAGUAUGUGUCCCCGAAUGACAACAACGACUACACGCUGGGCCGAGUUGGGAGGCAUAAGGUCGUCAUCGCCGUCUUACCAGAUGGAGAGUAUGGCCUAUCAUCGGCUGCUGGGGUUGCCAGAGACAUGUUGCAUAGCUUUCCCAAUGUGAGGAUUGGAUUGAUGGUCGGUAUUGGCGGCGGCGCACCGAGUCGAAAACACGAUAUUCGUUUGGGCGAUGUCGUGGUCAGCGCCUCCCAUGCCGGAAAUCCCAGUGUGUUUCAAUACGACUUCGGCAAAUCGAUACAGGACCAAGCUUUCCAGACAACUGGCUUCUUGAACCAGCCACCGACCAUACUUCGAACGGCAGUAAGUGGGCUCAAGGCCCAGUAUGAGGCUGAAGGUCAUGAGUUUGAAGAGGCCAUAAACAACAUUCUCGAUAAAAAGAAACGGCUGCGGAAGAAAUACAUGCGACCAGAUCAGAGCAGCGACAAGCUUUACCAGAGCAACGUUGUUCACCCUCCCCACGAGGACGCAAGCUGUGCGUCUGACUGUCCCACUGAUGCGUCGAGUUUGGUAUCACGACCAGAUCGGACCGACGAAGAUGACAAUCCUGCCAUUCACUACGGCACAAUCGCUUCGGCCAACCAACUGAUGAAGGAUGCUGUGAUUCGGGACAAGCUUGCUGAAGCAAAGAACGUACUGUGUUUCGAGAUGGAAGCCGCUGGAUUGAUGAAUCAUUUCCCCUGUUUGGUGAUUCGAGGCAUUUGCGACUAUUCCGACUCGCAUAAGAACAAGGAGUGGCAAGGAUACGCGGCAAUGACAGGGGCUGCAUAUGCCAAAGACCUUCUUACUCGAAUUACUCCGAAUAAGAUCGAGAACGAGAAGACAGUCAGCGAGCUGCUUUUGAGUGGUCAGUCAGCUUAAGCAAAUGAAUACGAUAGUGUCUAAUCAAGUAUCAGUCCAUGAAA